Molecule: messenger RNA, 1296 nt
Organism: Lactuca virosa
Lineage: Eukaryota; Viridiplantae; Streptophyta; Magnoliopsida; Asterales; Asteraceae
Source: the annotation of a GenBank genome assembly
AUGCUUUUGCCUCUACAAAUAAUCGUUAUCGUUUUAACCUUCAUUUCUCAUGAACAUGAAGCCAUAGCGGCAUAUGUACCGCCUUACACUUCCGUAAUUGCUCCUGUACAUAAACAUACCGAUGCCGCUAAGCCUCUCUAUAGCGUUCAGAUCAUGACAACAUACGUAAACAUGCAAUAUUUGCAUGAAAACUUCCUUAUUGACAUCGAUGCUCCUUUCAUAUGGCACGAUUGUAUCAUUCAAUGGAACAUAUAUCCAGGAAGUUGUCCAGCUAACACGCUUUGCACCUCUCCAGUUUCUUGCGAAGAAUUUCAAUGCACAGAUGUACGAAGUUCUUACUCUUAUCAGAAGCCUUAUUGCUCUCCACCAGACAACAGCUCGACGUUACCUGGUUGGGGAUAUUGUACAUGUCCAGUCAAUGUGGUUGACCCCAUUACUGGAUCUUGUGGGCAAGCCAUGCUCAACUAUGAUGAUUUCACAGUGAACACAAGCAACGGUAAAAAUGUUUUUACUGGAAGUUACGGUUUUUACCCUAAUGCUGCAUGUGCUCCUUCUUCGGCGUUUCAAUCAUUUCCUGCAAAUGUUACUGGUGUCAUGGCACUUUCUUCAUCACCUUACGCUUUACCAGCUUAUUUAUUUGAGCCACUUAAAAAGGUCGUAGGUUUAUGUUUACCUAGCACGUUGUCUACUCCUGGGGUUCUGUUUUAUGGGAAUAGUCCUUAUUACCUUCUUCCACAAUCAGAUGUCGACGUAAGAAGUUAUCUUUCUUAUACUCCAUUGAUAAAGCGUCCGGAUUCUUUCGGAUACUUUAUAGGUGUCAAUAACAUUGUAAUAAAAAAGAGAUCCAUUAAUAUUCCCGCAAAUGCCACUACCAAGAUUAGUACACUUGACCCUUACACCAUUCUUAGAACAGACAUUUAUAACCCUGUGAUUCGAAGGUUUUCAAUGGUUACAAAGCGUAUUCCUACUGCAAAACCAGUCCCACCUUUUGGUCUUUGCUUUAGCACCCAAGGUGGUUUAAGAGUUCCUGAUAUUGAUUUUAGUCUCCCGGAAGGAAAGAAGUGGACAAUGUCCUCCGCUAACUCGAUUAAGCAGGUAACGAAAGAUGUGGCAUGUCUGGCGCUUGUUGAUGGUGGUGCAACAAGUGAACCUGCAAUCGUGAUCGGGACCUUUCAGAUGGAGGAUAACUUCCUGGUAUUUGAUUUGGAGAAUUCGACUUUUGGGUUUAGUUCUUCCUUGUUACGUAAGCAGACUUCUUGCUCAAGCUUCAACUUUACGCUCGUUGACAGCUUCUAA